AUGGAUCUCAUGGACUUUAGACUCCGAAAGGGUGUGGUGGGCCUGGCCACAGGUGCCGGUGCCAUCUACCUGCUCUACAAGGCCAUCAAGGCUGGCAUGAGCAGUCAUUCAUCUGUUUCAACAUCUUCACCCGUCUGCAUUGCCCGCCUGGCCAUUGAGCGGGAGCGGCAUGGAAAGGACUCUGGAGAACUUCGAAGACUCCUCAACUCCUUGGAAAACAAACAGGAUGAGUACUCCAAGGGAAUGAUUCUUCACAGCAUCACCCGGUGUGUCUACUUGUUGGAAGCCGAAGCCUCCACCUGCACCUUUGAGGACAUCAGGUUGGUGGGCUCCCUGCUUGAUGACAAGGACAACAGCGUCAAAAUCCAGGCUCUCAAUGCUCUGAAGGCUUUCUCUGGCAUAAGGAAGUUCAGGCUUAAGAUCCAGGAGCAUUCCAUCAAAGUCUUGGAGCUGAUCUCCACCGUGUGGGAUUCUGAGCUGCACAUCGCAGGCCUGAGGCUACUCAAUGGAUUGCCUCUACCUGACUUUGCUCACCCACAACUCCGUCGGGUAAUGCCUGCCCUCAUGGAGAUCUUGCAGACAGACAGCAUCCUGGCCCAGGUCCAAGCAGUUCGACUCCUGAGUCAUCUGGCCCAGAAAAACGAUCUAUUAUAUGACAUCCUUAAUUGCCAGGUGCAUAGUAAUUUCCUGAACCUGUUCCAGUCCACACAACCUGGGAGCCUGCUGUUUGAGGUGCUAGUGUUUGCAGAGCGACUGAGUGAGGGUCGGAGUUCUCCCCAUUACCGAGCAGUGAUGCAGUAUAAUGAGCAGUCUUUGCAUGAAGCGCUGUUUGGGGAUGAGUCCCGCCUGGCUGACCGGCUGCUGGCUCUGGUCAUUCAUCCAGAGGAGGAGGUGCAGAUUCAAGCCUGCAAGGUCAUUGUCAGCCUGCAGUGCCCUCAGGACUUUAGCAGCCGACCCCCUUCCUGCCAUGCAACCUCUUCCUACUUUAAUGAAGGGGACGCCAGUUAAGGAGAAACCAAUAAAUGUCAUAUGGGAGAGAAAGAGAAAAAACAACCAACAACAAAGAAAGUGGGGUGGGGAGCGGGCAUACUCAGAAGAGGCAGCAUUUGUUCCGAAUCAGAGCUGGAAAGAGCCUCUCAGAAUUCAUCUUGUCAGACUCCAGUCCCCAGGGAAGAACAACACAUGUCAUCCCCCUAAACAUUUUUCCUCAU
Molecule: messenger RNA, 1211 nt
Organism: Dromiciops gliroides (monito del monte)
Lineage: Eukaryota; Metazoa; Chordata; Mammalia; Microbiotheria; Microbiotheriidae
Gene: ARMC12
Product: armadillo repeat containing 12
Cellular component (GO): nucleus
Source: RefSeq, a predicted model, not a curated record